Messenger RNA from Cylindrotheca closterium, 1494 nucleotides. Lineage: Eukaryota; Bacillariophyta; Bacillariophyceae; Bacillariales; Bacillariaceae. The record is from the annotation of a GenBank genome assembly.
AUGCCACCGCCUUCACCCUCCCCAGUUUCGCCUUCUAUGCCAGAACCAAUCACGCCUUCUUCUGUUCAGAUAUCGUCGUCGAUGCCGGAAGACGAUAUGCCACGAUGGCGGCAAGCCCUAAGAAAUUUUUCGAAUCGAGCCAACAAUAUCUGCUUUGUAUUAACCUAUCCUUUCAUGGUCGUACUGACAGUGGUGGGCUUGUUUGUAGUGAUUGCCUUUUGUAUAUUUCCGACUCUGUUAUUGGCAACCAUGGUGGUCUGCGUUUAUUACUGUCUGACGGAUGAUCCGAUUCCACUAUCUGUUCUAUUACGAUACAUGCUUUCGGUAGACGAAGACGAGCAUGGCCACCCAGAUCAUUACACCAUGGCCCAAAAUCGACCAGUGGUCCAGAAAAAGCUGAUUGUUCGCGAAGUCUUGGACGUGCAGGACAAGACCGAUGAUACGGAACCAUCUGAGGAAGUACCACGAAGACAUCCCUUUCCCAUGACUAUAGUGACCGAAAAGAAAGUAUUGAAAUAUUCAGCGCCACUGGUCUUCAAGGACGAAGAGGAAAAUGAGAAUAGAGGAGUUGCUCCCCCUCCAGUGUCCCACGCCUUUCGACCAGCCCCUCCUGUCGACGAAGAAGUUGGAAUCCAGCUCCAGCCAACGCUUCAAGCUGACAAUGAUGAUGACGGCGUUGAUGAUGAGGAUAGUCUCGGAACGAUUUUACGACGAUUGGAGGAGUUUGAAGUUGCGAUUGAUGCAGAACAGAGAGAAAGAAGGAAGAAUGCCGCGAGAGAGGAGAAGGCAUCAGAGGAAGAAUCAAUGCCCAACAUUAGACUGGAGUUACCAUCUGGGUCUAAUGAUGGCGAAGAUGCGGACAAGGAUAAGGAUGGAGAUGACGAAGAAAACAGUACAAGUUCGAUACACGACCAUUCCAAGAUGGAGCAGGGAACAUUGGAGGAUGGGGCAGAGAAUGAUGUAAAUAGCGAUGAUGACAGGGAUGAAUCUGGCGAUGAUACGCCCAAAGAUGCAAUUGCUGCCCAGCACCGAAAUAAGAAGAAUGAAGAUGAUGAUGAUCAAGACGAUGAAGAAAAACCCUCUGCACCAAUUGCUAUUUCGCCAGUGCCGUUCACAAGAGAGGUAAAACCAAAUCAGGCAAUGCGAGAAGUGCAAGCAACGCAAGAGAUGCAAGAGACACCACAAGAGGAGGAAGAAGAAAAAGAAGGGAAACCUCAGGAGGUAGUCUAUGAUGAUUAUUUUGGGAUCAAUGAGCAACAAGACCGAGGGACAACCUGCGACAUUUGCUUGCUCGAAUUUGAGCCCGGUGAUAUGGUGUCAUGGUCUCCAAAUAUAGAAUGCACGCACUGCUUCCACAAGGACUGUAUAUUGGAUUGGUUGGUACGCAAACAUAGCUGUCCCAGCUGCCGAAAAGAUUACUUGAAGGGAGCCAAGGAUGACAAUGUUCCUGCUGCUUCUGUUUCUCCAAAUUCCAGUUUUCCAACCAGUCCAUGA